This is a messenger RNA of Loa loa (African eye worm), 564 nucleotides long. RefSeq lists its product as hypothetical. The transcript is spliced from 5 exons. Gene Ontology annotation, biological process: tubulin complex assembly; post-chaperonin tubulin folding pathway; cytoplasmic microtubule organization. Gene Ontology annotation, cellular component: cytoplasm; nucleus; microtubule plus-end. The record is from RefSeq and is a predicted model, not a curated record. Gene Ontology annotation, molecular function: alpha-tubulin binding; microtubule plus-end binding. NCBI's taxonomy places the organism in Eukaryota, Metazoa, Nematoda, Chromadorea, Rhabditida, Onchocercidae. The coding region runs from base 1 to 564 and encodes 187 amino acids.
AUGACAACUAAAGUUGUUAACCUGACAGUCACUUCUGACUCGCGACAGUACCCAUACGAGAAACGAUAUCCCUCUUCGAUGACCCUUCAUGAACUGAAAAAAAAAUUAGUGCUAGUCGUUGGUAGCCCGACUGAGUGUAUGCGAACAGAAUUGCAUGACAAGGAUGGGAAAUUUGUAUCAUCGUUGACUGAUGAUCAGGCUACUCUUGAGAAAUUAGGCGUGACCGAUGACUCGGUACGUGCAUGGAGACGACGUGAAGGUUUGAAAAUAAAAUACGAUGCACUUACUGCGGCUGAAAACGAAGCAAAGCAGUUCAAGAUUGGCGAUCGCUGUACGGUACAUAUUUCGAAUCAGAAAGAGAGAAAGGGCAUCGUAUCCUACAUAGGACCAACUAAAUUUAAAGAUGGUUAUUGGAUUGGUGUUACAUAUGAUGAGCCGUUUGGUAAGCAUGAUGGAAGUAUUAAUGGUGAAAGGUAUUUCACUUGCAAAAGUAACCACGGGGUAUUUGUUCGACCUCGGGAUGUGAAGAAAUCUGAGGAGGACGAAGAAAUGGAAGAAAUAUAA